Racocetra fulgida is the source of this 1887-nucleotide messenger RNA. Lineage: Eukaryota; Fungi; Glomeromycota; Glomeromycetes; Diversisporales; Gigasporaceae. The record is from the annotation of a GenBank genome assembly.
AUGGAAUCUGUCCUUGGAAAUUUGGUUCAAUCCGGUGAUUUGUCCGAAAAUACAAUUAAUUCAAAUCUUGAGUGGAUCAACGUGAAUGAAAAUAACUUUCGAUCGUCUCAAAGUUUUGCUGUUAAAGGUCUUUCCUCAAAAAAACCUUAUGAUUUUUCGAUUUCUCGUACUUUGCCACCUUCAAAUUCAAAAACUUCCGCAAGUCCUGUGAAGCAUAAUAAAUCUCUUCGUGAUCAUGACUGCGAUACUGAUGAUGUUUUAUCGAGUGAUGACCCUACUUGUGAUUUAACUGAUAAAUUAGGUCAACUUACAAUUGACGAUGAAGGUCAUACAAGAUAUUUCGGUUAUAGUUCUGGAUAUUUCUCUUAUAUAAAAAUUUUUAGAGUAACUUCUGAUGCUGAAUUUCUGCAUAUUCCUAAUUAUAAUAUCCGAUUUUCUUCUGUAAAAUACGCUACUCAAAAGGCGAUAUCGGAACUUCCUCCGAAAGAAUUAUGCAAUCAACUAUUAGAUGUUUUCUGGACAUAUGUUCAUCCUUACCAUAUUUUCAUUGACAAGUUGGAUUUUAUGGAAAAAUAUAAUAACUUGGAAAACAAUUUUACCACGAUUAUCCUUCUCUAUGCUAUGUUCGCGAUCGCUUCCCGGAUACUUGACAUUCCAGAUGUUCAUCAGAAUCCCAAUGAUCCAUCUAGUAUUGAUUGCGACGUUGACUACCCUACUCCUGGUAUAUUCCCUGAAGAGCCACGACAAUAUGUUGAAAAAUGGAUCGAAGGGAUAAAGAUAAUGUUAAUACUUGGACGUGUGUCUAGACAAACCUUGGAUGCCAAUAAUGAUGCUGUAUUAUCUUCAUUGGAUGCUGAGUUAAACGAAUGGCGUGAAAAUCUUCCAUCUGAUCUUCAAUACGAUUCAGCUGCUCCAUAUAAUAUGAUUGACAGUCGACAGUUGCUCAUUCAUGUUUUGUAUUAUACAUGUCAAAUUCUCUUGCAUCGUCCUUAUAUUCGUGGUCCAAAAUCAAAAGCAAUUUCAUCUCUAACUAAAUGUACCAUGGCCGCAAAUAACGUUACACAUAUCUCACACCGUUUGAUGAAAAUGGGGCUACUUAAAUCUUCAUGGACUUAUUUAAUUUAUCCUUUUCUCACGGCUUCUGUUAUGCACAUUAUUAAUAUUCUUAGCGAUGAUGAUCGAUUCAAAGAAGUUGCAAAGCAUGGCAUUAGAAUGACUUUGAGUUGUUUAAAUCAUACAAAACAUAUUUGGCAAAAAGCUGAAAAAUGUGGUCGUUUAAUUAUAGGCUUAUUGAGGGCUAAAAACAUUUAUAUUGAUGGUAUUGAUGAUUUUUUAGAUAAUAGUGGAACGGAAAGAACUCCUUCUGACGGCCAAUAUUCAAGGUUUAAAGAUAAGGAUCUUACUGAGUCCGAUAAGUCAUAUACUACCUUUUCUCCGUCUCAGGUACCAUCGCAAUUGGAAGGAAUACCUGCCUCAAUUCAAACUGCAAUGAAAAAUCAGCAUAUCGUUAACCAACCUACUUCGACUGUUGGUGGUGUCAAAGAUUGCAAUAAUUCGCCUUUGUCGUCUUUAACGAGUUAUGAUCGAAUUUCUUCGCCAGAAUCCACUUCUAACUCAAGAUUUAUGCGAUUGAAUGAUUUUUCCAUGAACGUAAAUAAUGUAAAUAAUGGAUUAUUUUCUCAGAAUGCUGAUUCUUUCGCUUCGGAUGUGUCACCACUUUUAUUUGGCGAUAAUGAUGAUUCGGUUAGUGAAAAUAAUUCUUUCUUACCAUUUCCUUCUACAAAUGAUUUAAAUGAAUGGACUAAUUGGACGAAAUACAUGAUAAGAUUACAAACUAUGUUUGCUUCAAUGACUAGUCCUCCAAAUAGAGCGGAUUAUAAUAAGUGA